AUGUCUUCUCACAAGACUUUCAGAAUCAAGAGCUUCCUGGUCAAGAAACAACAGCUGAGUUGGCCCAUUCCCCAAUGGAUCCAGAUGAAAACUGGUAAUUUCAGGUACAUCUUCAAGAGGAGACAUUGUAGAAGAACCCAACUGGAUCUGUAA
This is a messenger RNA of Pteronotus mesoamericanus, 153 nucleotides long. Its product is annotated as 60S ribosomal protein L39-like. Gene Ontology annotation, biological process: translation. Gene Ontology annotation, cellular component: cytosolic large ribosomal subunit; ribosome. Gene Ontology annotation, molecular function: structural constituent of ribosome. The record is from RefSeq and is a predicted model, not a curated record. The transcript has a single exon. Lineage: Eukaryota; Metazoa; Chordata; Mammalia; Chiroptera; Mormoopidae. The coding region runs from base 1 to 153 and encodes 50 amino acids.